Messenger RNA from Lathyrus oleraceus (garden pea), 1571 nucleotides. RefSeq lists its product as uncharacterized. The transcript has 9 exons. Gene Ontology annotation, biological process: maturation of LSU-rRNA; maturation of 5.8S rRNA. The coding region runs from base 272 to 1297 and encodes 341 amino acids. The record is from RefSeq and is a predicted model, not a curated record. NCBI's taxonomy places the organism in Eukaryota, Viridiplantae, Streptophyta, Magnoliopsida, Fabales, Fabaceae. Gene Ontology annotation, cellular component: preribosome, large subunit precursor.
CACAAUUAAAAAUAAAUAAAAAACUAACAGAGACAUCGAAACAAAGCCCUACUACUUGUACAACAGAUUUUCCCUCUCCAUAUAACCCCGGCCGCCGUCGCUGCUCGGACGCACCCAAUCAGACCCUAGCCGCACCACCAGACUCACCCUUCCCUCUACCACAGUCACCGUCGCCGUUUCAACUCAUUUCUCCACCGUAGUAGUUAUCGCAUACUCUCAACGGUGUCAACUCCGAAUUUUUCAGCGUCUCGUUGAAUUAUAAAACAAUUCAAUGGCUGAAGAAACACAAGUGGUUGAAUCUGGAAGAGACUCGGGAAAGAGGAAAUUUGGUAGGAACCAAGGUCGCAAAAAGUCAAAUAAGAAACCAAAAGUAAUGCAGCCACCACGGGGGCAGAAGAAAGUUAAAAUCGAUCAAAAAAUGAAGAAACUUUACCACAAGCGAGCACGAGAGUAUAAUUCUGACGAUGAAGAUGAGACAGCUGCCCCCGCUUCUGUGAGGACUAGAGGUGUGGCAUCUAUGAAGACUAGAGGUGUAGCAUCUUUCACCAGAAAAAAGCACGAGGAGGAAGACAUAGAAGGUGAAGAGCUGUCUGAAGAUGAAGGAGCAGCAGGAGGACAAAGAACGCAGAAGAAGAAUGUUACUGAUAAAAAAGUUAGUUUCUCCGAGGAUGAAGGAGAAGAUGGUGAUGAAAUUCAGCCUGGAAUUACUAAAUUUACCGAAGGUUGUAAAGCAUUCAAGAUGGCCUUCAAGAGUAUUAUAAAGAAAAGUGUUUCUGAUGACUUGUUGGGUCCAGUAUUGUCAGCACAAAAGAAUCUUGUUAUAGAAAAGCUUGCGGAAGAGGAGGCAGAGCGCAAGGUCAAGGGAGAGGCAAAAAAGGAAAAGCUGAUGAUAGCAGAAAAGGGACAUGUCAAGCCUGCUACUUAUUUGGACUCACACGAAAAGUUUCUAAUAAGUGUAGCGACCAAAGGAGUGGUCAAGUUGUUCAAUGCUGUCAACAAGGCACAAGUUGCUCAGAAAGGGCUGGAUCCCUCAAAGAAUAGGGAUGCCAAAGAGUUAAGAAAACGCACCAAAGAAGCCUUCUUUUCGGAGUUAGGGAAGCCAGCAACGGGCACCUCUAUAAAGGCCAAUGUAAGCACAAGCAACGGAGAAGAUGAACAACCUUCUUGGGCUCCAUUACGAGAUAAUUAUAUGCUGACAAGUUCAAGAAUAAAGGAUUGGGACAAAAACAUGCCAGGUAACAAUGAAUCAGAUGACAAUGAAAAGAUUUCUGAAAAUAGCAGUUCCGAUGAAGAUUAAGGUUUUGAUACUUGAGAAAGCUGCAUUGGUGUGUUUCUAGUGGAACAAUCAGUCAGAUUUUCAUUUAUUGUGUUCCAUUUCUGUUCAUUUGGUUAGCAACAAAUGGAUUAAGGCAAACUUGCUGGCUGACGGAUUGAUUUGGCUGUAUUUUGGUAUAAGCCACCAAUUUUGUUCACUGAAUCAAAUUUACUGAACAUGAUGAAUAGAGUUUCUUUAUCUUUAUUAUCCAACUGUAAUAGACUUUUAUUUUUAAUGGAAAAUGUUUCUUGGUUUA